UGAAAGAUUUAUGAAAAUAUUGGACAUAAAAAAAAAAGUUGCUCAGAAAUGGACACGAUCAUAAAAAUAACAGCUAACCUGUUGUAAAGGACUCAAAGAUGCUAUUAAUCUGCAUAUGCACUGAAGCUAAAAUGUCUUUGUUUAAUUUGUUAUCUAAAUACUUUUGAAAAUGGAUCUCCUUAGAACUUCAUUCACCUUUCAAAAUGGGAUGUAGACUCUGACAACAUUUUGGCAUUUCUAAAAAUAUGAUCUUUGAUCACAUUUUAGAAAUAUUAUCAUCGAAGAGACUGCUAACAGUGAUUGCUUUAUUUGGAGAGCAUGUGCUUGGGCAAACAAGGGUUCUCUUUUAGAAAAGAAUGAAAAUAGGAAUUGUGACUCUAGAAGAGCUGUGAAAGGAAGUUUCCAAACCCACCAGAUAAGUACUUUAAAACCAGCAAGAGUAAAGAAUAAAAUAUGUUCACUGCUCAGAGUUAUUUAGAAAUAUAAAUUAAUCAUGACUUGAUGAGAAAAAUAGCACUAUUUUAACUUUUUUUAUGUGUGAAUGUACAACCCAUUUUCUCAAGAGCCAGUAAAAACGGAACGAGUAACCUCAAAACUGAUCUGACCACAAAAGCAGGAGCUGAUUCCUGCUCUUUCUGUGUGCUGCAUUGUUUGCUUUGCAAUGUGAGAACUGCCUCAGCAGACACAGUCAAAAAUAUGAUUCUUGAGUGCCCGCUGUUACCCUGCAGUAAGUGAUAGGUAACCUGCUCCUUCAUGGGAGGACACUUCUACUGCAGGUUUUGAGAGUAUACAUAGAGCUUUACAAGAGAAUACAUAGUACCUACAAACUUGCAUCCUUGCUUAUCUUGCAGUAACAUGUUCUAAUUCCCAAAAGUUCAGUUUGCAAUGGGCAAAAUGUAAACUGAAUUAGUGAUACCUGAAGGAAACUCCAAGACACUGAAACUUCAUCUCUUGAACAGCUUAGAGAAACUGACAUUUGGUGUUUUCAUCUCUGACCUCAUUUGGGUUUAGUCUCUUUUUUUGCCCUUCAGGAAGAAAAGUAAGCUGCCACAGUCUUGCAGAAUUUCAGAGCUAAUGUUGUGAGAUUGCUUCAGGUGCAUGGCUGAGGCAAAAGCAAAUUCUCAUCAUCCUUUUGCCAUGGAACAAGCAGUCUUUGAGGAGCAGCUUGCCCUGCAGAUGGUCAGGAAGUGUGGUGGAGUGCAAUGGGUGUCACAGCACAACUCAGAUCCUGCUGAAACUGGAGACGAAGGCUUCUGCUGUUAUCAGCUUGCUUGAGUGAGGCCCUUUCCAGGAAGCAUCAGCCACUACUGGACCAAUCCAAAAUAUUUAUAGAAACAUGAAGCAGUUGUUGUUCCUCUGCCUUUUAGUUGUUGGGAUUCAUUCCAACAGUUAUCCCUAUGAGCCUUAUCACCAAGUAGUAAGAAACCAAAAUCAAAGAGGCAAAGAAAACCGAAACAUGCCACAGCAGGCUGUAGGGAACCAAGUUUGUCAGUUUGCAUGUUGUUUCUACAAAGAGAUUUCUUCUCGUGAAAACAGUGGGAAUAUUUUCUUCUCUCCUUUGAGCAUCUCUACUGCCUUUGCAAUGCUGACUCUUGGUGCCAGGUCUGAUACUUUGGCACAGAUUCUUAGGGUCCUUCACUUUAAUCCACGUGAGAUUUCUGAAAUUGAAAUCCAUGAAGGUUAUCGUCAACUCAUACAAAUGGUAAACAGAAAGAACGAGGGUUUACAGCUAAAUAUGGGAAAUGUCCUGUUUGUACUUGAUCGACUGAAACCACAACAAAGAUUUCUGAAUAACCUCAGAGAAUUCUAUGAAGGUGAAAUUUAUCCUAUGAACUUCAAGAGGUCUGAUCAAGCCCAGGAAAAGAUCAAUGAUUACGUAGCAGAAAGAACCAAUGGGAAAAUCAAGGACCUCAUAAAUAAUCUUGAUCCACUUACUGAACUUCUUCUCAUUAGUUAUAUUUAUUUUAACGCUGAAUGGGAAAAACCUUUCAAUCCACAAUACACUAAAAAGGAGAAAUUCUUUGUGGAUGGGAACAAGGCUGUUGAAGUCCCGAUGAUGUUUGGAAUUGGAGCGUUCAAACAUGGCUAUGAUGAACAACUGUCUUCCACUGUGGUACAAAUGGAUUACAAAGGAGGUGCUUCAGCAUUUUUUGUUCUGCCUGAUCAAGGAAGAAUGAGGAAGCUGGAAAAAAAAAUGUCUUGUGAACGUAUGGCAAGAUGGAGAACAUUAGUCUCAAAAAGCAACUCAGUAAAUUUCUAUCUUCCAAAAUUCACUCUUCAUGGGAGAUACAACCUAAAAAACAUCUUAUAUAAAAUGGGCAUAAUGGAUCUAUUCACUGAUAAGGCUGACCUAUCUGGUAUCACUGGACAACCCCAGCACAGAAUUUCCCAGGCUAUUCAUCAGGCUGUGGUAAAGGUGGAUGAGACUGGCACUGAAGCAGCAGCUGCUACAGGCAUGGAAAUAGUGCCUAUGUCCGUUCCAGUUGUCAUUAAAGUGAACAGACCCUUCUUAUUGAUCAUAACUUUAGAGGAGAACAUACUGUUCAUGGGAAAGAUUGUGAACCCUCUGGAAAAAGAUUAAGCUAAUAUACACAUUAGGUAUGCAGUUAGCACCACUGUUAAAUCCAGCGUUUCGCCUGAUGAGCAUGGCAUGGCUACAGAGGGCUCUCCACCUCUUAAACUAUGUUAUUCACUGUUUUUUGUAGUUGAGACACUUCAUCAAUUUAAGUUGUCAAAGUUGCAUAUUUGUUUGGACUUUUUUUUUUUUUUUUUUUUUUUUUUUUAAAGAAGAAGAGGGUUGCAUCCAGGCAAAAUUAUCAUUAGAUCUGGAACAGAAUAGGCCCAUGUGAUAGUGACAGCACAGAUACAUUUUCAAGCAGGGAAGAUGAGGAGCAUUUGAGCAUGUGGGUGGAGAGGAUUGUGCAACCCUGCUCCUUCCCUCAUAGUUGUGGCUGCCUUUUUACUUUUUUUUUUUUUUUUGCAUUGAUUGAUAAGUGGGUGUAAGUUAUGGCAUUUAACUACUGUGCCCAUUUUCCCACCAAAUCUAGGAUAGAUUUUAACAUACGUGCUUACUACCUUGCAUAGUACCAUUUUCCAGUGAGUCUUGCUUCCUUGCAUUUUGGCUGUUGUGGAAACUAGGCUGCUACAAAGCUAUCAUAAGAAAGAUGUGUUUUUCCGUUGCAGAUAUAUACUAGUCUGUCCACAGUUUCUGUAAGACUUCUCAAUCCAUGCUCAUUCCAGGGCGAAUAUAUCAGAAUUGGGUCUAAGAAAGGAAAAUGUAGAUCAGAUCUCUGCAGUUCAUCUCCCUGGAGCAAACUUUUGUGAACCAGAUGUACAGCUUAGAGCAUCUACAGGAUUUCUUCCAGCCUGUUCCUGAACCCAAAUCAGCUUCUAGAGGAAACACUAGCCAUCUCCCCAAGGUGCCAGUGCCCAUAGCAAUACCAUUUGUCUCUGGGAGAUCACCCAUGGUAGUAAGCACCAUUGCAGUAUUGUUUGUAGGAUAGAGCACCCUACCGGUAACACCUUAUACCCCACUGGUGACUUAUACUGUGUCUUUUGACAUGAACCCUUCUGUUCCCAGACUGUCCAGUAACACGAUAUUGGUACUCUAUUUCUCAUCUCCUUCAUGGUUAGUAUAGCAGCAAUAUUAUAGGUUAUGUUUUCACUAUUAAAAUACAGAAUACCAAAAGUCACAUUCAUAAUGUACAUGCUUAUUUAUUUUUUCUUAACUUUACUUUUCUGUCUAUUUUUACUUCUUUCUGAUCAUCAUAGAACAUCUAUCAGUGUUUUAUUUCUGUGCCCAUGUUCAUGAUAUAUAUCUGAUCUCUGGUUGCAGGAGGGGUAAAUUAUUGAGUAAAAUGGGUUAGUGUGUUAAUGGGUGUUAAGCAUUAACAACAGUCUUUGUAUGGUCUUGAACUACACAGAAAAAUGUACUACAGUAGAACAACAAUGAAUAAAUAUGACGUUAAAAGUU
Numida meleagris (helmeted guineafowl) is the source of this 3973-nucleotide messenger RNA. Its product is annotated as serpin A3-4-like. The transcript is spliced from 5 exons. The record is from RefSeq and is a predicted model, not a curated record. Gene Ontology annotation, molecular function: serine-type endopeptidase inhibitor activity. Lineage: Eukaryota; Metazoa; Chordata; Aves; Galliformes; Numididae. Gene Ontology annotation, biological process: negative regulation of endopeptidase activity. Bases 1337 to 2581 code for a protein of 414 amino acids.